AUUCUUUACGUAAUUACUCGCGCCAACCAAAAUCCAACUCACUUUUCUCUUUCCCUUUCUCCCUAACAAACCUCCAUCGUUAUCUUAUUAUACCCUUUCUCCUUUCUCCCUCAUAAAAUCUCUAGACAGAUUACAUAAAUUGAAUACCUGCAUACAAAUUAAAGGAAAUAUAUAUUAUAUACAAAAGGGUUCUUUUGAUUGAAAUGACGACGGUUUUGGAGAAGAGAGAGGCCGCAGCCGCCGAGGAGGAGGAGGAGGAGGAGGAAAGGUUGUUGAUGGAGGGAGUGGCCGUAUUGGAUUUUGAUAUGUUGUGCUCCACGGUUGCCAUGCAGGCCCAAAAGGGGACUUGGGGAAAAUUGAAUGAAAGCAACGAAGAUGAGGAAGAAGCCAUUUUAUUUAAGAAUAAUGAGAACGGAGGCGGAGUGUUUAGGAUGUGGGAAGGUGAACUUAUCUACGAUUGCUUCGAUCAUCGCCAAAUCGCUCUGCAAUCCACAUGCUGUCCAUGUUAUAGAUUUGGAAGGAACAUGAAACGAGCUGGUUUUGGUUCUUGCUUUCUUCAGGGAUUUUUUUACUUGAUUCUUCUUGUCAUUGCCCUCUCCAACCUGCUAGCAUUCAUUAUCACCAGGCGAAGCUGGUUUUUAUAUUUGGCCAUUGCUUUCACUUUGUCAGUCGGAACUUACGUGGGAUUUUACCGCUCUCAGAUUAAGAAAAAAUUCAACAUAAAAGGUAGUGAUAGUUCUUUGGAUGACUGUGUUUACCAUCUGAUUUGCCCAUGCUGCACUUUAUCUCAGGAGUCCAGAACUCUGGAGAUGAACAACGUCCAAGAUGGCACAUGGCACGGUAGAGGUGAUACAGUAUGUGUCGGAAGCUUCUCUGAGGGUAACAAGGCAUUAUUCGAGUUUAGUCCACCUUUUGCCAUCUCAACACAGUCUCCUGAAUGCCAUACGAUGCAGAAAACUUCAAUCAAUCAUUUGUCUACUUCCAUAGUUGUGGAUUCUUCUCCUUUGGUCCCAUCAUCUGAUUAAUGGUUCAUUUUUUCGAUAAGUAACCUCCAUAUGCUUCCUCCAGAAGGCCAAAGGGUUUUCCAGGAUUUGCUUUGAUUGUGCUGAAUAAGUUGCAUUGCUGCUUGACAAUGGAGGAUUCUUUCUUCCAACGUUAUUUGAAGGACUGAACGAGUAAUUCUGAAGUGGUUCCAGUCACUGUUGUAGUCUGCUUGGAAGAGCACCAUUCUCGUGUCUGUAGGUGAAUAGAAAGGAAAUGUAUAUAUAAUUAUUCAACACAUAAAUAGAACUUGUUCAUGGAUUGAUUAGUGAAUGGAAGGUGUUUUUGUGAUUGAGGAGUUUGUGUGUGCAAUUCUUGUCUUCUUGGUAUAAGAUUGCGAGAAUGGAGCUUGGUGA
Messenger RNA from Olea europaea var. sylvestris, 1397 nucleotides. RefSeq lists its product as uncharacterized. Lineage: Eukaryota; Viridiplantae; Streptophyta; Magnoliopsida; Lamiales; Oleaceae. Bases 204 to 1025 code for a protein of 273 amino acids. The transcript has 5 exons. The record is from RefSeq and is a predicted model, not a curated record.